CCCAUUUACUCCAAACGCCCCCGAGACCCAGCCGGCCGCAUCCAGAGCUCCAAACCCUAGGCGAGGCGAGGCAAGGCGCGGCGAGGCCAUGGAUCCCGACGCGGUGGCCAAGGCCUUCGUGCAGCACUACUACCAGACCUUCGACUCCAACCGCGCCGCGCUGGCGGGGCUCUACCAGGACGGCUCCAUGCUCACCUUCGAGGGCGAGAAGUUCGGCGGCGCCGCCGCCAUCACCAACAAGAUCGGAUCCCUCCCCUUCCAGCAGUGCCAGCACAAGAUCGACACCGUCGACUGCCAGCCCUCGGGGCCCCAGGGCGGCGUCCUCGUCUUCGUCUCCGGCACCAUCACCACCGGCCCCGGCGAGCACCCGCUCAAGUUCUCACAGAUGUUCCAUUUGCUGCCAGCUGGAGGGUCCUUCUAUGUGCAGAACGACAUGUUCCGCCUGAACUAUGGUUAAGGAAGGUCGAACACUCUUGCAGCAAAGAACUGGUUCAGGGAUUUAUGUUGAAUGAUGAAUACCGAAUGAUGCUGUAGACUCUUUGCUUGUUUGUCAAUUUGUGGAAAUCAUCGCAAGAAAUUGCCAGACUCGAUAGGCAUCAACCAGAUAUUUCUUUAUUAUGUGUGGGAUGUAGUGUGGCCUUGCAUUGUUGUCGCUCGGGUAACACUUCCUCUGGAAUGCUGAAGGAAACCGUUGAAGUAUUGUCAAUGCAUGUCAUCUUUGGGUU
Molecule: messenger RNA, 725 nt
Organism: Lolium rigidum
Lineage: Eukaryota; Viridiplantae; Streptophyta; Magnoliopsida; Poales; Poaceae
Product: nuclear transport factor 2-like
Exons: 2
Coding region: 89-457 (122 amino acids)
Biological process (GO): nucleocytoplasmic transport
Cellular component (GO): nuclear pore central transport channel
Source: RefSeq, a predicted model, not a curated record